Molecule: messenger RNA, 7716 nt
Organism: Caenorhabditis auriculariae
Lineage: Eukaryota; Metazoa; Nematoda; Chromadorea; Rhabditida; Rhabditidae
Source: the annotation of a GenBank genome assembly
AUGAGCUUUUCUGUGGCGCCGCCCUCUGCCAAUGUCCCCAGCACUAAUCAACCGUCUUCUUUUGUACUUCUGACCAUCAAAGCCAAGUGAGUCUUCCUUUAAAUCCGAAACACUAAUAGUGAUAGGAAAAAUCCUUAAUAGUGAAAAAAAAAACCUGAACAGUGAAAAAAAAAGUGAAAUUAAACUUGUUCAAAAUGGAAGUUUCAAUGGAAAUGAACAAAAAACGAAAAAAAGUCGUUGAAAAAGUGAUUGAAGUUUUUGAAAAAAAAGUUUCCCGCCUUGUCCGUGGAGCGCAAGUGUGGCUUAUUUUUGAUUUUUUGUUUUAAUGAAUUUUACAAAGUUUUCUGUUUUUGAUAUUCCAAUGUGUGCACUGAGAAGCUUUAUCAGUAUAAGAUAAAAAAGGAAUUUUCUGCAUUCCAACAAAUGGAAGCGUUUUUCGUUGUUAUUUCAAAGAAUUUUUCAUUUUAGAGAGUUUUUGUUCUCCGCUGUUGAACAUGUUGUUUUUAAAAUUAGCUAUAUAUAAAUUCGGAAUAUUUUAAAGUAUUCGGAGUGACUUUUACAUUGAGAAAAUAGUGAAUGUCACAAAGUCUUUGAAACUUUGAAAAAUAGCCACACAUUUUGGCAGAAAAAAAAUUUUUUCGAAGACAAUUUGGGCUUAAGUUGAACAGGAUUCCAUUCUCUAGGCAUAGUUUUAAUUUUUUAAUUUUCAGCAAACUGAAAGAUCGGGAUGUCUUCUCGAAAAGUGACCCGAUUUGCGUCGUCCACGAGCUCAUGGGCCGUACAACCAGUAAGAAAUUUUAUCAUAUUUCAUUAGUGAUUUUUCUUGGUUUGCUUUUUUUGCUUGCAACUUUUCACACUCUAUUCCUUCUAACAUGAUUUUUGUGUUUCACGCAUGUCUUCUUCUCAUUUUGUUGUUGUUGUGACACUAAUUCUCUAACUAUUUCUGUUCUUCACGGGUUCUUUAUAUUCAUAAGGCACACUUACAGGAAGAAUCUCGAGUUCUGCGACCCCAUCUCGAAAAGCGAGUAAAAAACGACCAGGUGAUUUUGAAGUGGAAGUAGAUUCAUUUUUGUGCUUUUUGCCUUUUUCGUGUCGUACUUUUCCCAUUUUUGUGAGUCUCGGAUGUUUUAUUUUGUGGUUUUCUGUCCUGUCCGGUGUUUCGGGUUUCUCUGUAUACUUUUUUCUAGAAAUGGGUGAUUUAUUCUUGAAUGUAACCAAAUAAUGGUCUUCCCACUUGUUUUUCAAGAUUAACAAAAAAAGAACCAAUUUUUUUGCGGUUCCUGUAGUUUUUGAGGAAAAAAAUCUGUUUACUACAAAAAAAUUUAUUUUUUUGAGGAGAAAAAUAGCCGUUAAGACCCAAUACAAGGUUAUAAAAAAAUUCAUAAACACUGAGCUAGUUAUAGUCUUGCAAAAAGAAAAUUAGACUUUUUUAGAAAUCUAACGCAAAACUCAAAAAAGUGACUGAAUGUUUGUCGGGGUCUGUCCUAUAACAUCACUUCUCUUAUUAAUUUUUCGCCAUUCAUUUUUUUGGGUUAUUUUUCUUCACCCUCCUUCAUUUGCAUGCUCUACCUCUGUUUCUAUGUUCAAUCAAUAUUCAUUUUCCAGCGAACGAACAAUGGAUCGAGCGCGGUCGCACGGAGAUGAUCAAAAAUUGUCUGAACCCCGAGUUCGCCCAGAAAAUCCGCCUCGCCUACUUUUUCGAAGAACGACAGUUUCUUCGUAUCGAAUUGUUCGUUUUUUUUUCGAAAUAAAUGGAAUAAUAUUUGAUGAAUUUCAGAUACGAUGUGGACAACAGCUCUCAGAAGCUGGAACAGCAAGAUUUUUUGGGCUGCGCGGAGAUCGAACUCGCCGAGAUUGUCAGCAGUGGCGGGUUGACUAGGAAGUUGACGUGAGUUAGAAAAAAAAGGAUUUUUAUUCUCUUAAAGUGAUUAGAAAUUGUUUGAAAUGAUUAAAAAUCAAAGAGGUAAAAUUAUUGUCGAUCUUAUUAGUAGAGAAAAUAAAUUUAUAGUUUAAACAUGGACAAUGUUCGAACGGCCUCAAAAAGAAAGAUUCUUGAGCUAUUUUUUGAGUUCGAAAAAAGGUGUCAAAAUUUUUCUGAAUUUUUUUCUCUCCUUGAAAGGGCAUUUUGGAAAAAGGUUUUAAAAAAAUAAGCCUCUGAGUCCUUUUAGGGACUUUUUUCCAAAAAGCUUCGUUUUAGGUCAUUUUUUGUCCGUUAAAGCUAGUUUCAAUCAUUAAAUGCCUGAAAAACUGAAUUACGAUGUAUUACGGUUUCAAAGACAGUUUUUUAUCUACGAGAUUCUUACCAUCACAAUUUGAUUGGGAAUCUGCUUAUCUAAACGUAUUUAGCACCAAACCUUAAAAUUUGUCUCUAGAAUUGUAGGUCAAUCAUGAUGAGUUAUGCCCGUCCGUAUCAAAACAAAAACCAUAAAAAAUGACUUUGGACCGAAUUUUUAAUGAAUAAUGAUGGGAUUAUCUUUUCAAGAUUAAGAGAUGACAAGAUAGCCAUUUUCACUUCCAUACGGAAAGUUAUCGAGCUUUUGCACUUGUAUAACACUUUUCUUGGAACAUUUGUUGAAAAAUCACUUAAGUGGGAUGCACGGCGACUGUGGUACGGUGACAGUAAGCGCCGACGAAGACGACGCCGGAGGGGCCAAGGAAAUCCUGCAGCUGAGACUCCGCGGCGAGAAACUCGACAAGAAGGACUUUUUCGGCAAAUCCGACCCUUUCCUCAACUUUUACCGGAGGCUCGACAGUGGAGAGUGAGUUUGGAGUUUUUCAAAGUUGAAACAUUUUUUUCUAUUAAUUCGAUUUUCAAGUCGGGAAAAGUUUCCUAUAUCAUUCAUUUUUCGUUCCAGCCGCCAACUCGCCCAUCGCACAGAAGUCAUCAAGAAAACGCUGAAUCCCGAGUGGAAACCUUUCGAAAUUUCUCUUCAAAAUCUUUGUGGCGGUGAUAAAUCUCGGUAUCUUCUAUUUAUUCCUUUUCAAGUCAUUUUACCUCCUAUUCAGACAGUUUCAAAUCGAAUGCUUUGACUACGACAAUGAUGGCGGGUGAGUAUGCCUUUAAGUGUUUUUUUUUUUGGCAAGGUUCCAAAGUUUUUCUAUUCUAUCAAUGCUUAUUAUAACUCAUCUGCUUCGGAAGUUUGAGAAGAAUUAUUUCAAAAGUUCCUUUUUUUUUUGUCGUUUGGAACUUUUGUAUUGAUCCAUAAUGUAGCCGUUGUACCACGGCUUGGAAUUUCACCAAACGACAUUCCGCUGUGCCGCUGCGCGCCUUUGCCAACCUUGGUCGCGCUUUUAAUUUUUUUUUUCUUUUAUUAAGGUACUCUACUUUCAUGUGCCCUCACAGCAAUAACAAUUAAUUAAAAACGACCUAGAUUCAAAAGACGCUUCGCGAACGCACGCAGCGGCACAGCGGAAUGUCGUUCCGUGAAGUUUCAAGUCGUGGCACACAGACUAUAACUUUGAAACCUUGCCAAAAAUGUUCAUGUCGAAAAUUCAAGUCCCUUUCUUAGUUAUUACUAGAGUAGUAAGCCUUGUUGCCGUUGUAUCGUCGACUUCUCCUAGGAUUUCCGAAUAACCUGUCCUUUUCCACUAAAGUUGCUUCUUUCUAAGUCAUUUGCAUGGUGAGGCUUUAAGAUUCAUCAGAAGUGAUGCCUUGAUUCUGAUAAAACUUGGCUUUUAUGAUUCUGAAAAUCUGUUUUCUAAAAAUUUUUCUUGAUGUGGAGAUCGCAUAAAUUAACAUAUUUUUUACUUCAUUUUUUUUCGAUUCAAAACACUAUCGUCGCUCUUAAAAUUACUCAAAGCUUUUUAACUCAGCAUUGCGGUUUCGAGUGAACUUUGAAAUCAAUGAUGAAUGUUCACCUCGUUGAAAGUUAUUUAAUUUUUUUGAUGUGACUACGGUAGCUUUUUCCUUGCUGUGGAUAGUAACCGCUAAUUCACAGUUGGCUUGAGCCAUUGAGCCAUUGAAAAAGGGUCCUGACACGAAGAAAAAAAAGAGAGAGUGCCUGGUUGAUGGAGAGCAUGCCACGCCCCUUUGCGUCACAAGCUAGCUGUAAAUCGCCUAUGAAGAAGAAAUAAGAAAUCAUAACCUAAAGACCAUGUUUUUUUUAACCAUUGUUCAAAAAAAAAAACUACAACCUUCCGAGAAAUUGAACUUUACUGGUCCCUUGGUGUGUUCUCCCGUGUGUGAUACAUCUGUUGUACCCCAUACGUCCUUGUAUUCCAUAUUUCAACGGCAACGAGGUCUCGUUCCAAGUAGGAAAACUAAUCUUUGCAGUUUAAGUCACGAUUUCAUUGGCUCCUGUCAAACGACCGUCGAGGAUGUGGCCAUGGGAAGAGUUUAUUCACUUCCGGUUGGAAAAUCGAUAACUAAUCAAUAAUUAAACCAAGUUUCUAGCUUAUAAAUGAGAAGAAACGAGUCAAAAAAGGAUCGAAAUACAAGGAUUCCGGAAUUCUUCACUUUAUCAGCGCUCAUGUUGUUCGUCAGGAAACUUUUCUCGAUUUCAUCUCUGGCGGGUUUGUUUUCGCCAUUUAUUCUAGGAAAAUAAUAAAUCAAUUUUCAGAACUCAGCUUGAUUUUGCUGUCGCUAUUGACUUUACUGCUUCCAAUGGACAGGUUUUCCGACCCAUUUUUACAAUUUUAAAUGAUUUUCUUAAGGUUCAUCAACCAAAUUCAUUGCAUUAUUUUGCACCCAAUCAGACGAAUCAGUAUGAAGUUGCUUUGAGGUUUUUCAUUAUUUUUUUGACUUGGAAGAAAACAGAAUUUGAAGGUCCGUCCUGGAAAUCUGCCAACACUACAACAGCAGCAAGAAGUUCGACGCCUACGGAUUCGGGGCCAAAGUUCGGCCUUCCUCUGCCGUUUCGCCUGUUUUCAACUUGGUCUGUUUUCAUUUUUCAUAUUAACAAGGGAGCUGUCGAUUAAUAAUCAUUAACAAAACCGUCUGAAGUCACCGAGUUUCAACUUCGUCUCAUGAAAAACAUAGGAUGAAAUUCAGGAGUUUUGAUCAAAUUUUUAGAUUCUUCUUGUAAAUUUGUUUUUUCUAAUGAGUUUCUCGCAGAACACGACGGAGCAAAGUCCGACGGUUCUCGGCGUCGGCGGAGUGAUGGCGGCCUACCGCGCGGCGCUUCAAAAAGUCGAUCUCUAUGGUCCGACCAACUUCGCCCCAGUGAUCAAGGAGGCCGCCAAGAGAUCGGCCCGCAUUGGAUCUACCGGCGCUAGAUAUCAGGUAAUCGAAAAAAGUAGUUUGGCAUGUUAGAAAUCAGCGUUGAGUUCGGCGCAUUUUAUUCAAAACCAAGAACUUGAGGAGGACAUUCCUGGUAAAAAUUUAUUCGUGAAAAUCGGGAAUUUUUCGAAUUUUUGUUGUAAAAUUUCAUAUUAACCAUCAAUAGCGCUAUAUUUUCAUCGACCAACUCAAUGAAAAUAAUUUUUAGUCGUUAAUGGAAGACUGCUGUGUACGUAAUAAUAAAAAAAAGGCUGUUAAUAAUAAACCUGGAAUUAGAAACAGUGAAGAAAUAUUAUGAGGCUUGAGGUCUGUUGUUAGUUUUCGACUUUUUCCUCUUCCCUUUUUUUAGGACUUUUUAUAGAUACCGAUUUCAAGUAAAAGCAACUAUGAGGCAUAGAAAUAAUAAUUGCAGUUUUUGGCAUUUGUCUCAUUUCGUUUUUAAAAUACCCUUCCUAAUCUAAUAAAACUGACGAGUUUCAAAGGAUGAGUUGAGAAGAAUGUCACAUUUUGCCAAUUUUCGUGAAAUUUCCUCGAAUUUACUGAUUUUUUUCAAUACCUUUGAUUCGUUCAGAUAGAGGACAAGGUCCUGUGAUCUUUCUCUUGCUUCAAAAAAAAAAAAAUGGGGGUGAUGACUUCUCCAGCUUCUCCUCAUUUUUGGACUACUCCAAAUAUUAUAUACAUUUUUUUUCCUUUCAGAUUCUUCUGAUCAUCACCGACGGCGUCAUUUCGGACAUGGCUAACACGAAAAGAGCCAUCAUCGAGGUUUUGAAAUUAUUUUCCAUUGGAAAAUAAGCUUUUCCAGGCGUCGGGCCUUCCGUUGUCGAUCAUCAUCGUCGGCGUGGGGAAUGACGCCUUCGAGAGCAUGGACGAGUUGGAUUCCGACGACCGACUUUUGAGUCACCAGGGAUGGACCGCCCAGAGGGACAUCGUUCAGGUUGGAAGCCUUUCAGGAUUUUUUCUCACCUUGUCACGUUUUUUUUCCUGAAAGCUGUAUAACAAAAGUCACUUGGAUACCUGUAUUUUUGGUGUCUUUUUUUGAAGAGUCUCGAAGCGAAAGCGCAAAUAGUUAGCUGGAAUACGGUAGCUUUUUUGAGACGUGUUUAUCACACUUUUUCUGAAAAGCUGAUCAAAUAGGUCAUCAGGAACUUUCGGAUAUUCCUUAUUCAUAUUAACAGAAUCAAAAAAGACGAUUAUUGAUAUUAAACUUUGGGGCGUCCUUGACCUAGGAGAUCUCAAGCUAGAAAAAAAUCGUCAUUUUUUGGAGAAAAAAAGAAUAUUUUUUUCAAAAUAACACAAAAUAUGCUCAAAGUGGUUUGUUCUCUAUUGAAACGUUUCAAUCGAUUUGAUUCGCUAGGAAAAAAGUUAGCCUUUAACAGUACUUUUACAGUAAGCCAGAAAGUGGGAAAAAAAAAAAAAAUGAAGGUCUUGCGCGUAAUAUAGUAUGACUUACUGGAAAUCAAUACUAUUUUUUUUCAGUUUGUUCCUCUCCGCAACUUCCUCAGUCCUACCAACGCCAUGCAGGGAAAGGAAGCCGACCAUGCCAUGGCGAUGCUCGCCAAAGAGGUCUGUUUUUACAAGGAUUCCUUGGAAUUUUCUCAGGAUUUAUUAAAAUUUCUUAGUUUUUCUCAAGGUGUAAAGGGCUAAUCAGAAAUAUGGUGUUUGAGUAUGGUCAAAAAAAGUCCUAGAGUUACUUGAAAAGCUAGUUUAUACUAGUAAUACGAAAACUGCGAAAAUACCAUUGGUGGAACUCGUUUAUAUUUUUGCACGUCCUUCCAUGGCUUUUUUCUAAUCGAUCAAAAACUAUACUCUCCAAUAAAGAAUUUUUCAGGUUUUGGCCGAAGUCCCACUCCAACUGACGUCAUACAUGAAGUCGCGCAGCUUCAAGCCUCGACCUCCGAACGAUCCUUGGCCUCGAGAUCCCGAACCCAGUGAGUUUUUUGGGUGUCCUGCAACUUUCCUGGUCCAUAGAAUGAAAAAAAUUGGCCUUCAGAAGCUUUGAAGUUUGUCUGGUUUCAAAAACUUUCGAUGAUUCUCAUGAAAAUUUCAACCAUUUUCCAGCGCCAGAACAACUCGCCGCAGCCGAAGGCGCCCACUACCCGCCCCAGAACCAAUAUCCGCAGAACGGCGGCUAUGGAGCGCCCUUGCCGCCGCCUCAUCAACCAAUCUAUCCGAACCCCAACCAGCCCUACCCACAGUAUCCUCAGAACCCGUCGCCAUACCCUCCCCAGUCCUACCAGCCAUACCCGCCGCAGAACGGCCAAGGCUACGGUCCGCCGGGCAGCUUCUCUCCGCAGACGCAGCACUUCCACGCGACGCCUCCGACCCGUCAGCCACCGUAUCCGCCGACGACGCAGCACGACGUCCUCGUCCAGUCUGCUCCGUCGGCACCGCCCGUUGACAUGAACGACGUCAAUCCAUACGUCCAGCUCGGCUCUCAGAAUCCUCCCUACCCGUCGGCUGGCUUCCAGAACGACUUCAGCAACAUCUCCUUGAGAUAA